AUGGAGAUGCCGGCGGCCCCGCCCCCAUUGCUGCCGCUGCGCUCCUCUGUUCUCUUCUUGCUCCUGCUGUCCUCGUGCUCGUUCGCCAGCGGGAGGGCCGCCGUUUCUUCCCCGGCGCCGGCGUCGGUGGGGGCCGCCAAUGGGACCGCAUCUUCUUCUUCUUCUCCGGUCGUUCUGGCGUCUCCCCCCGUCGUGAUCACAGUGGAGAGGCACCACCACUACCACCGGGAGCUGGUCAUCGCCACCGUGCUCGCCUCGGUCGCCACCAUCAUGAUCUUCCUCACCACCUUCUACGCCUGGACCAUGUGGCGCCGGUCUCGCCGGAUCCCCCACGGCAAGGCCGCCCGGCGACCAGACACCACCACCACGAAAGGGAUCACGCUGGUGCCGAUCCUGAGCAAGUUCAACACGGUGAAGAUGAGCAAGAAGGGGCUGGUGGCCAUGAUCGAGUACCCGUCGCUGGAGGCGGCGACGGGCAAGUUCAGCGAGAGCAACGUGCUCGGCGUCGGCGGCUUCGGCUGCGUCUACAAGGCGGCGUUCGACGGCGGCGCCACCGCCGCGGUGAAGAGGCUCGAAGGCGGCGGGCCGGACUGCGAGAAAGAAUUCGAGAAUGAGCUGGAUUUGCUUGGCAGGAUCAGGCACCCCAACAUAGUGUCCCUCCUGGGCUUCUGCGUCCAUGGUGGCAAUCACUACAUUGUUUAUGAGCUCAUGGAGAAGGGAUCAUUGGAGACACAACUGCAUGGGCCUUCACAUGGAUCGGCCAUGAGCUGGCACGUCCGGAUGAAGAUCGCGCUCGACACGGCCAGGGGAUUAGAGUAUCUUCAUGAGCACUGCAAUCCAUCGGUCAUCCAUAGGGAUCUGAAAUCGUCUAAUAUACUCUUGGAUUCAGACUUCAAUGCUAAGAUUGCAGAUUUUGGCCUUGCUGUGACAAGUGGGAAUCUUGACAAAGGGAACCUGAAGAUCUCUGGGACCUUGGGAUAUGUAGCUCCUGAGUACUUAUUAGACGGGAAGUUGACUGAGAAGAGCGACGUCUACGCAUUUGGCGUAGUGCUUCUAGAGCUCCUGAUGGGAAGGAAGCCUGUUGAGAAGAUGUCACCAUCUCAGUGCCAAUCAAUUGUGUCAUGGGCCAUGCCUCAGCUAACCGACAGAUCGAAGCUCCCCAACAUCAUCGACCCAGUGAUCAAGGACACAAUGGACCCAAAGCACUUAUACCAAGUUGCGGCGGUGGCCGUUCUAUGCGUGCAGCCCGAGCCGAGUUACAGACCGCUGAUAACAGAUGUUCUCCACUCUCUUGUUCCUCUGGUGCCCGCGGAUCUCGGGGGAACGCUCAGAGUUACAGAGCCACAUUCUCCACACCAAAUGCACUAUCCUUCUUGA
Messenger RNA from Triticum turgidum subsp. durum (durum wheat), 1377 nucleotides. The record is from the annotation of a GenBank genome assembly. NCBI's taxonomy places the organism in Eukaryota, Viridiplantae, Streptophyta, Magnoliopsida, Poales, Poaceae.